Pterocles gutturalis (yellow-throated sandgrouse) is the source of this 2447-nucleotide messenger RNA. RefSeq names its product N-alpha-acetyltransferase 16, NatA auxiliary subunit-like. Lineage: Eukaryota; Metazoa; Chordata; Aves; Pterocliformes; Pteroclidae. The record is from RefSeq and is a predicted model, not a curated record. Gene Ontology annotation, cellular component: NatA complex; cytoplasm. The transcript is spliced from 11 exons. The annotation marks the transcript as partial. Gene Ontology annotation, molecular function: protein binding; protein-N-terminal amino-acid acetyltransferase activity. Gene Ontology annotation, biological process: N-terminal peptidyl-methionine acetylation.
CAAAACUUAAGUUGAUAUUUUUUUACAUGCAGGUUUCUACAAUCCAAGAACUUGUUACUGGUUAUGAAGCCUCUUUGAAAACUUGUGAUCUUUUUAGUACGUGUGAAAAUGGAGAGAAAGAGCCCCCAACGACACUGCUUUGGGUUCGGUAUUUCCUGGCACAGCACUUUGACAAACUUGGCCAGUGUUCUUUGGCCUUGGAUUACAUUAAUGCUGCAAUUGCAAGCACUCCAACAUUAAUAGAACUGUUCUAUUUAAAAGCAAAAAUUUACAAGCAUGUAGGUAACCUCAAGGAAGCUGCCAAAUGGAUGGAUGAAGCACAGUCUUUGGAUACUGCAGACAGAUUUAUCAAUUCUAAAUGUGCGAAAUAUAUGCUGCGAGCAAAUAUGGUGAAGGAUGCCGAGGAGAUGUGCUCUAAAUUCACAAGGGAAGGAACUUCUGCUAUGGAAAAUCUAAAUGAGAUGCAGUGUAUGUGGUUCCAGACUGAAUGUGCUGCAGCUUACCAAAGGCUAGGGAAGUAUGGUGAUGCCUUGAAAAAAUGCCAUGAGGUAGAAAGGCAUUUUUUUGAGAUAACGGAUGAUCAAUUUGACUUCCACACAUACUGCAUGAGAAAGAUGACUCUUCGUGCCUAUGUAGACCUUUUGAGAUUAGAAGAUGUGCUUCGGAAACAUGCCUUUUACUUCAGGGCUGCUCGAUCAGCAAUUGAAAUCUACUUGAAGCUUCAUGAUAAUCCUCUUACCAAUGAAAGCAAAGAACAAGAAGUGAAUUCAGAAAAUCUCUCAGCCAAAGAAUUGAAGAAAAUGCUUAGCAAGCAAAGAAGAGCGCAGAAGAAGGCAAAACUUGAAGAAGAAAGAAAACAUGCAGAAAGAGAGAGACAACAAAAGAAUCAAAAGAAAAAGAGAGAUGAAGAGGAGGAGGAAACUAGUGGACCCAGGGAAGAGCUAGUUCCUGAAAAACUGGAAAGGGUAGAAAAUCCAUUAGAAGAAGCCAUUAAGUUCCUUAUACCACUUAAGAAUCUUAUUGGAGAUGACAUAGAAACACAUUUAUUAGCAUUUGAAAUAUAUUUUAGAAAAGGAAAGUUUCUGUUAAUGUUACAGUCUGUCAAAAGAGCUUUUGCUAUCAACAGUAAUAACCCGUGGCUACACGAAUGCUUGAUUAAAUUCUCUAAAGCUGUAUCUGACCACAGUAACCUCCCAGAAAUUGUGAGCAAGGUCCUAACUCAAGAAAUGCAGAAAAUCUUUGUUAAUAAAAACUUGGAAAGUUUUAAUGAAGAAUUUCUCAAACACAAUGCUACCUCCAUUCAGCACCAGCUAUCAGGUGCAAAGAUGAUGUAUUUCCUGGACAAAUCAAGACAAGAAAAAGCAAUUGCUGUUGCUACUAGGUUGGAUAAAAACAUGAGAGACAGAAAUGUGAAGACAUUAACAAAGGUUUUUGAGGCACUGCUUGAUGGCAGUUUUGGAAGCUGCCACACUCAAUGUGAAGAAUAUCAAGCAGCAUGUCAUAAACUGUUUCCUUUUACGACUGCCUUUAUGCCUGCCACGAACAAGGAUGAUAGCGGCAUUGCAUCUGUGAAUCACACAGCCCUUAACCAUGAUUUGCUGUCUAAUGAAAUUUGAGGUAGUCUGUGCAAGCCUGUGUGCAUGUAUACCUGCGUGCACAUAUGUAUAUGAAACUCUGACUCUCAUUACAUGCUGGCUGGAUACAGAUCAGGGUUACUUUUCCAGGUUGUAUUUUAAUAUCUUUAACAGGUAUAAAACAAAAUAUUUGGAUAGUUAAAUGAAAUGGAGUAUGCUCUUAGUUAUUUUUUUCUCCCAACAAAAACUGCCAAUAUUUAUGUAAACAUUACCCUUAAUCAGCAUUUUUCAUGUUUAUACUUGUACAGUUUUAAGUCUUUUAAUAAUCCGUCAGCCCUCCCUCACAAAAAAAAUGGAUGUUAAAGACUGCUUUCACAUAAGUGUCAUUACAUAUACAGAUAAAUGUGAUAUCUUGUUAAUAAAUUACCAUUUGAGUGUUUUUAGCAGAUAAAGACUGAAGUGCUGCUUGAAUUACCCUCUUCAUCUUUUACUGUUCUUUAGGGUUUUCCUGGUUGUUUUGUUCUUGGCUUUUUUAAAUUUUAUUUUCAUCUUUGGUCAGUUUGGUUUCUUUUGAAGCACAGUGACAAUGAAAGCAUUGGGGGUUUGCAUGUUUUUGUCAGGUGUGUGUCUUAUAUGGAACCAGUGUUCAUGGACAUGAAGGUUAGGUUUGUGAAGAAAAAAAAAAAACUAAGGCUUUCUGAAAACUCUCCUGUCUACCUUGUGUUCCAUAGCUUUUUCUUUUCUUAAGUUCAUGGUCAGUUUAACAUGUUUGAGUAUCCUGAAGCAAUUCCCUGUGAAAAUAUAAUUAAUUUGAUACUGUUGUUUGUCCUUUGUUCCAUCUUCCCCUUCCUCCUCUUCUGGUUUCUCCCCAUC